Messenger RNA from Cylicostephanus goldi, 687 nucleotides. NCBI's taxonomy places the organism in Eukaryota, Metazoa, Nematoda, Chromadorea, Rhabditida, Strongylidae. The record is from the annotation of a GenBank genome assembly.
GUUGCUGAUAUGUACAAGCCAUCUCCAAGAGUCAGAAGCUCAGUGAUUCCUGGGCGAGAUUUGAACUACACAUCCCAUGUGGCUCCACCCACUUUGGGUAAAGGAAUAAGAACGAAACCGGUAAAUGGCACGGUAUCUUUGACAAACAGAAGCCUCAAUGGAAGUCUCAUCAAUAAAACUGUGGACUCGGCUAUCGAAACGUCUCUCACUGGCGGAGCAAAUAGGCCACCAAGCUCGGGACGGCUACACGAUCCUGACGAGUUACCACCUGCAAAUGAGGAAGUAGUAGCUGUGGAGAAUAAUGGAGUUUAUAGCCCGGAAACAGAUCCAAGAGCAGCCGCGCUGCAACGUGUGGAAGCUCGUCAAGCACGAGGCGAUGUUCCUCGACUCAGACUAGAUGGCAGCGCUUGCGAUGAUUCUCUCAUUUUGAACAAAUCUCCCGCACCCACAUCCACUACGAAAACAGCUACGACAUCGACAACGCCUGCGUCAUCCGAAACAAACCUACCAUCACCAAGGGUGGUCACAUCGGUGAACUCGAAACCGAUAGUCCGCCUAAAUUCUCCUGACUAUUUCACUGAGCCGACUAUCAAUGCAAUGAAGGAGAUGGUGAGUUCGAAGAAGUGCUUGAGAUUCUGCUAUUCAGCCGUAAGUUGUUCUAGGUUGUCAAUGGUAAAGUUGUUCUAA